Messenger RNA from Gastrolobium bilobum, 1081 nucleotides. Its product is annotated as probable carboxylesterase 12. Bases 46 to 996 code for a protein of 316 amino acids. Lineage: Eukaryota; Viridiplantae; Streptophyta; Magnoliopsida; Fabales; Fabaceae. The record is from RefSeq and is a predicted model, not a curated record. Gene Ontology annotation, molecular function: hydrolase activity. The transcript has a single exon.
UUGUCCUCUCCACCCUUUCAAUUCAAACCCCUUGGAAUUUUCUUCAUGGAUUCAAUCUCUAGUGAAGUAGCCCAUGAUUUCUCACCCCUUAUCAAAAUCUACAAAGACGGUCGUGUAGAGAGGCUUCUAGGGUGCGAUGUUGUUCCCCCAUCUUUUGAUCCCAUAACCAACGUCGAAUCCAAAGACGUUGUGAUCUCAAAAGAUGAAGACAUAUCUGCAAGGAUCUUCAUUCCCAAACUCAACGAUCAAAACCAAAAGCUCCCUCUCCUUGUCUACUUCCAUGGCGGUGGUUUCUGCAUAGAAACACCAUUCUCACCUCCUUACCACAAAUUCCUCAAUUCAAUUGUUUCUGAGGCUCAUGCUAUUGGUGUCUCUGUUCAUUACAGGAGAGCACCGGAGCACCCCGUUCCCAUCGCUUAUGAAGAUUCAUGGACUGUGCUCAAAUGGGUCGCUUCACACUUCGAUGGAAAUGGCCCUGAUGAGUGGCUCAAUCGCCACGCUGAUCUUGGGAACGUGUUCUUCGCUGGGGACAGUGCUGGAGCUAACAUUGCACACCAAAUGGGUCUUCGGGUCGGAACAGAGGGGCUUCCGGGUGUAAAGCUUGAAGGGAUUGCUUUGGUUCAUUCAUUCUUUUGGGGCGUGGAACGAAUAGGAUCUGAGGCCGAGAAAACUGAACAUCUAGCCAAGGUGGAGAAUUUGUGGCUUUUUACAUGCCCGACAUCGACUGGAUCCGAUGACCCGUUGUUCAACCCGGCUAAGGAUCCGAAUCUGGGGAGGCUGGCUUGCACGAGAGUGUUGGUUUGUGUUGCUGAGAAUGAUUUGUUGAAGGAUAGGGGUUGGUAUUAUAAAGAAUCGCUUGAGAAAAGUGGGUGGCACGGUGUAGUUGAAGUGAUGGAGGCAAAAGGAGAAGGCCAUGUGUUUCAUCUGUUCAAUCCAAACUCUAACAACGCUCUCUCCUUGCUCAAUCGUAUUGUUUCCUUCAUCAAUCACAGUUAAGUAUGCAUGCAGUUAUAUGCAUAACUUAUGAAUAAUACAUCUCAGACUGUAAUGGAUCUUUAUGUCUUGUAAUAAGAUUAUGCCA